GAGUUAGUGAGGACCCUCCAGCUGUGCGGACGCCUCCAGAUGUGAUGCAGUGACGUCGAGGAAGGAAGGAGGAGGGAAUGUAACGAGGGCUGAGGAGACGGGCGAACAAGCUAAAGCUCCGUCGGAGCGCAAGGUUGAACUGGCAAAAGUGAGAACUACCUGCAGGCUGUGGCUACUUGACUAAAAAAUCUGUUCACAACCCAACGUUUCCUUCAUGUUCAGCCGUCUCCCGGUGAUAGUACUCCUGCUGCCGAACUCGCCUCAGAUAUAAGGGGAUUGAAGAGGCUCCUUUAUUUAUAUAUUUUUAUGAAUGAAUAGAAAGAUGUUGCAGCUGGGCAAGUUUUUUCUUCUUGUGUUGGUCGUCUUCAUCUCUUCCAUAACUGCGGAUUACUCCUCCCAUUGUGGAGAAAAUGAGUAUUUUAAUCAGACCCUUGGGGCUUGCCAUGCCUGUCCACAAUGUGGGUCAGGUGAAGAACCUAUUUCGAACUGUGGAUAUGGUGUUAAGGAUGAGUCGUAUGGCUGCCAUCCUUGCCAGAAUGGCAAAUUCUCGAAGGGUGUAUAUCAGAUCUGCAGAAGGCACAAAGAUUGUGAGGGCUUUUUUCGAGCUACUGUCUUGACACCAGGCACUGCAGAGACUGAUGCAGAAUGUGGGCCGUGUAUCCGAGGCUACUACAUACUGGAUAACAGGUCAAGAAACACCUACACAAAGGUUUGCCAUUCCUGUGCACUGGCACCUCCAAACACCAAGGAAUGCAUGGGAAUCAAUUUGUCUUCAAGCAUUUCAGGCAGUACCAUAGGCAUCAAAGCAAACUCUCCCAUUUUACAAGAAACGCACAAAGUAGAUCAGGUGGGACAGGGACACCUUGGAACUGCUUUAAUAAUUGCCAUGUCCACCAUAUUUAUAAUGGCCAUCACCAUCGUUUUAAUUGUUAUUUUCUACAUUUUGAAGACAAAGUCUUCUACCCAGGCUUGUUGCCGUGGCCAUUCGGUGAAAAACAUUGAAGCUCAGCUUGACAACCAAGAGGACAAGAAGGAAGUACAGGAAAAUAUUGUAAUAUUCUCUGAGAAAGAUGAAUUUGAUAAUAAACUGAAGGCAGUUCCACCUAAGACAGAGAAAAAUGAAAAUGAUGCUUCCUCAGAAAAUGAGCAACUUUUGAGUCGGAGUAUGGAUAGCGAUGAAGAGGCUGCAUUAGAUAAGCGGGGGAUGUCUGAUUUAUGCCUCCUGUCAUUGGUUCCUUUAACUAGAGAUAAAUCAACAAACAACAAAGCAACUGGGAUGCAGUCACGGAGGGAAAAGAUACUUGAAUUAUGCAAGAAAGUGUGCAGUUUCACAGAAGGACUCAGCCCUACAGAACUGCCAUUUGACUGCCUUGAGAAAACCAGCAGAAUGUUGAGUUCUACCUAUAGUACAGAUAAAGCUAUUGUAAAGACAUGGCGCCAUCUGGCAGAGAGCUUUGGACUGAAAAGGGAUGAAAUAGGUGGAAUGACAGAUGGAAUGCAACUCUUUGAUCGUAUAAGCACAGCAGGUUACAGCAUCCCCGAUCUGUUGACAAGACUUGUGCAUAUUGAAAGGAUGGAUGCUGUGGAAGCCUUGUGUGUGGAUGUUCUAGAGUAUACACAAGGUAGACCCAAUCACCAAUCCUGCUAUCUCACCCAAAUGUCCAAAUUUUGUAGACAGUGGCAUAAAUAACAUGAAAUAUUAUGUGUAAACCAAAAAUACAUCAUUUGUUACAUUCUACCAGGAGUCCUAGGACCAGCAAAACAAAAUUCUACACAAAGUUUUCUAUUUAAAUUUAAUUCUUAUUCAGGAGCCUGACUUAUGUUCUUGCUGAUGGUGUUCUCAUGAGACAUCUCAUUAGGGAAUUAAUUUUAGGUCAAAUGCAAUUUGAAAACAAUGCUGUAGAGUAUCAAAAAGUACAGAUUCAAUUGUUCUUUUUAUAGUGCACCAAAUGAAAGGAAAAUUAAGUGAAACCAUGAAAUGCCAAAAGAAGAAUGGAAAUGACACUUAGCUAAAUUGCUCCAAAAACAUCAUCUUCAAUGAUCUGUUAACCAUGACUUUCUUUCUAAUGAUAUUUCCCUGCCAGUAAAGCGGAAGCUGAUGCAAUGUUGGGAAAGGACUAAAUAAUAAGACUUGAUCCAGGACUUCCUGAUUAUAGCAAUAUGGUCAACUUGUGAAACAGCUGUUGGAAUCAUACUUAUUUAUUUACAUCUACCCUUCUGAAGUUUUCUAAAUUACUUUAAAAUUCAGUUUGUGUUAAUGAUUACCAAAAUAUUACAUUAAGUUUUCUUUAGCAUAAUAUUGACAAUGAAAAUCUCAAUUAAAAUGGCAUAAAUUCCAUCUCUGAUGUGAGAUUACUAAAUACAAUUUGCUAAGUGUUAUUACCCUUGUACAUGUAAAUAAAUUGUUACCUUACAUCACUGCGAGGAAAGCCCUUAGGAAUAUGCUGUUUAAUAAUACUUUGCAUUACCCUUUAUUAAAAUAUCUUAAAUAUUUAGCAGUACAUUGCUGUAAUACAAUUUUAUAUUUGUAUUGACCAAAUCCAACAAGCUGGCAUCAGGGUGAAAGCACUAACCUAUAAUGCAACUUUAUGAUAAACAUUUAAUAAUGUAGAUUUUCAUGCAGUAUCAACAUAUUAAGACCUUGUUUAAAAUCGUUAGAUCCACUAUUGUUAACUCUUGGUGGACCACACAGUCUGAAAUAUUAUGACACACCCCACUAACUGAACCGUUAGCAGAGAAAAUUUUAAUUAAAAAUGAGUAUGACAAACCCAUAAAUCUUGGUUAAUUUUAAAGCCAAAACAUUUAGACAAUUAUAAGGCUAUUUUUAAAAUAAAUAGAAGACUUAACUAAUCUAGUAUUAAAGAUAAAUAUAUAUAUAUUUAAGAACAUGAUGGCAAUUUCUAUUGUUUUUGUUUUGGUCAUUAAGAUUCAAUCAGAUAUUUUCCCCCUACUUAUCACCAAUUGCUUUUUGAAAUUGGAAAAAAAACACAAG
Messenger RNA from Pristis pectinata (smalltooth sawfish), 2992 nucleotides. It is a transcript of the gene edar, whose product is annotated as ectodysplasin A receptor. Gene Ontology annotation, biological process: positive regulation of canonical NF-kappaB signal transduction; positive regulation of JNK cascade. The record is from RefSeq and is a predicted model, not a curated record. Gene Ontology annotation, molecular function: signaling receptor activity. NCBI's taxonomy places the organism in Eukaryota, Metazoa, Chordata, Chondrichthyes, Rhinopristiformes, Pristidae. Gene Ontology annotation, cellular component: plasma membrane. The transcript is spliced from 12 exons. Bases 311 to 1690 code for a protein of 459 amino acids.